This is a messenger RNA of Arctia plantaginis, 792 nucleotides long. NCBI's taxonomy places the organism in Eukaryota, Metazoa, Arthropoda, Insecta, Lepidoptera, Erebidae. The record is from the annotation of a GenBank genome assembly.
AUGGAUGUUUUAAAAGUAAAAUUGCCACGUUUUAAUAAUAUACUGAAAGCCAUGGAAGGUCCAAAUCAUAUGAGUAUGGAACAUCAAGGCAAUGAGCACAUAAAUCAUAUGAACCAUAUGAAACUUGCCUCUCAACAACCUCACCAUGGUCUCCACAAUAUGUUUCAAAAUGAUACAUAUGACAAUAAUAUGACUCACAACAUUGUUGAACUGGCAAAUUCAUUCCAGAAACAAGAUGUACAUCAACACCAUUCAGAUAUGCAUGCAGGUUCUGUUCAUUCUUUACACGGGGGCGCGGGUGAAGGGCAUAAUAUGUCCAUGACAUUUCAUGGGGGUUACAUGGAAUAUAUAUUGUUCUCAUGGUGGAAAGUGACGGAUGUGGGAGAAUUUGUUGGAUCUUUCUUUGCCAUUUUUAUUAUGGCCUUACUUUAUGAAGGCCUUAAAUACUACAGAAAACACCUCUUGUGGAAAACGUAUACUGGACUUCAAUAUUGUGCUGUAGCACCGCCAGACAAAGGAGUAGCAAAUUUAUGUGCGCCAGAUGAACCUCAAUGUAUACAGCCGGUACCACAUGCCCUUGAGAGAAAUAUCCCAACCAUGAUGAGUGCAGCACAUGCGUGGCAGACUGUUUUGCACGGUGUUCAAGUGUUAGUGAGCUAUAUGCUGAUGUUGGUGUUUAUGACAUACAAUGUGUGGUUGUGUACCGCUGUCGUCCUUGGAUCUGCAACAGGCUAUUUCCUCUUUGGAUGGCGAGAAUCAGUGGUAGUAGACUUCACAGAACAUUGCCACUGA